AUGGUGCACAUGAAUAUCCUGGCAGAUGCUCUGAAGAGCAUCAACAAUGCUGAGAAUAGAGGCAGACUCCAGGUCCUCAUCAGGCCCUGCUCUAAAGUCAUUGUUUGGUUCCUAACUGUGAUAAUGAAGCAUGGUUACAUUGGUGAGUUUGAAAUCAUUGAUGACCACAGAGCUGGGAAAAUUGUCGUGAACCUCAUAGGUAGGUUGAGCAAGUGUGGAGUAAUCAGCCCUAGAUUUGAUGUGCAGCUCAAAGACCUAGAAAAAUGGCAGAAUAAUCUGCUCCCAACCCAUCAGUUUGGCUUCAUUGUACUGACAGCCUCAGAUGGCAUCAUGGACCAUGAAGAAGCAAGACGAAAACACACAGGAGGGAAAAUCCUGGGAUUCUUUAUCUAGAGAUG
Molecule: messenger RNA, 398 nt
Organism: Phodopus roborovskii (desert hamster)
Lineage: Eukaryota; Metazoa; Chordata; Mammalia; Rodentia; Cricetidae
Product: 40S ribosomal protein S15a
Exons: 1
Coding region: 1-393 (130 amino acids)
Biological process (GO): translation
Cellular component (GO): ribosome; cytosolic small ribosomal subunit
Molecular function (GO): structural constituent of ribosome
Source: RefSeq, a predicted model, not a curated record